This is a messenger RNA of Staurois parvus, 320 nucleotides long. NCBI's taxonomy places the organism in Eukaryota, Metazoa, Chordata, Amphibia, Anura, Ranidae. The record is from the annotation of a GenBank genome assembly.
CCCCACCAGUGCUUAGCAGUGCACACCCACCAGUGCUUAGCAUGCCAGUGCCACCCAGUGCCCAUCAGUGUUGCCAGUCAGUGCUGUCAGUCAGUGCCACCAAUCAGCGCCACCCAUCAGUGCCGCCUAUCAGUGCCCAUACAUGCUGCCUAUCAGUGCCCAUCAUUGCUGCAUAUCAUUGUAGCAUCAUCAGUGCCUCCUCAUCAAUGCCCACCAGUGUCGCCUCAUCAGUGCAGCCUAUCAGUGCUGCCUAUCCAUGCCACCUCAUCAGUGCCCAUCAGUGCUGCCUAUCAGUGCAGCAUCAUCAAUGCACAUCAAUG